CGUACUGGUUGUAUAACUGGGCCCUCACACUUUACUAACCUACAAGUGAGGACGUUCUUUUCGAGACCUCUUUGUGGGCCACCUCGCAACACACAUACGCGUUGGAACUUGGGCCAUUUGUUUCCAAGGCGGCAAGGUCGGAGCACAGCACAGGCAGUCAGAGCGGAAGGCGCGAAAUACGCGGGGGAGGAGUCAGAAAGUCUGAGCGGAAGUGCUUUUCAAUCAAGUAGCCGUGAGCACCGCGUAAAGAGCAGCAAGGGUGUGGUUGUCGUCUGUGGGGCUGCACUGCUGGUUUUGCCUGCGACUGAGCUUCAGAGAAGUGAUCAUAAUGGAAAGUGUGUGCGUGUCUCACGUGGAAGAUGCUGUGACAUUUUGGGGACAGGCAAUUGGCAAAAUACAUGAUAUUUCAAAACUGUCUGAUUCAUUGGCCAGGACUUGUCCUAAAAUGAACCCUGUUCUUGCAACUCCUGACCCUGAUAAGAUAUAUGGUGGAAUGUUUACAGCUGACAAGUGUUGGUAUAGGUGUAAGUUGCAGAGAAUGCUAAAUGAUGAUCAGUAUCUGGCAACAUAUAUUGACUAUGGAAAUUCAGAAAUUUUAAAUCAGGCCAGCAUUGUUGAGCUUCCUGAUGAUUUACAAUUUCCAGCUUUCGCUCAGAAAUAUCGACUUUGGGGACUUCAGCUCCAGGAAUGUAACAACAUAGAACAGGGCCUGAAAUUUCUAAACCAACUAAUUGCAGACAAGCAAGUUUCUGUACAGCAGAAAGUGACUUAUAAAGAUGGAACUAUAGCUGGCCAGGUUUUGCAUGAAAACAUUGAUGUUGGGGAAGAGGUUGCAAAUAAAGGAUUUGCAGAAAAAUGCAAAAAUGUGAGCAGUCCAGAAGGGAAUACAGGCUCUUCUGUAUGUGGUUUAAAAACACCUCAAUGGGUUUCCCGAAAACUUGAAAGACCUCCUAUGCGUGAACCAAAAACUUUACCUGUAUUAAGUACUAUUAAUCAUAAAGAAUCGGACACCUGGAAGGAAGUCAACUGUGGUAACCAUUUCACAGGACCAAGGGUAUGGUCUCCUGAUGUAAAUUUUGGAAAUACAAACAAAAAUGACUCCAGAUUAUUAGAAGAGAAUAAACUGUUGAAAGAUGAGAGAGAUUCUUUAAUAGAAAAAUCAAAUAUGCUUAAGUCUCAGAUCAACAAGCUACAACUUGAUUUGCAGAAAGAAAAGGAGGUAUCUGAAGAAUCUAUUCGGGACCUAGAGGGGAAUCUGCAGUCUGCAGUAGGAAACAAAUUUAACAGUUUAGCUUCUAAAAUUGAAAUACUCAGAUCUGUUAGAUGUGAAAAUGCAAACGUGCACAGUGAAGAUGAUCUUUUGCAGGCCGUCAUAGAUGUAACAGAAGAAAAACUUGUAUCUCCACCAUCGCUAAGUAAUCUAGAUGAAACAUGGGAAAAAUACAAUCUGGCACAGGAAACCAUCAAAUAUUGCUCAGAUGUGACGAAGCUCAGUUUACUUAUAAACAGGAGGGACAAUAUACAACAAGAAUUACUUUCAGUUGUAGACUGCUUCAUUCUUGAAGUGGAUGAAUUGCCACUUGAUUCUCGUACUGCAGAUUUAAAGGCCUUGCUGUUAGCACUUGAAUCUGUUUAUGGAGCACCCUGUGACCGCAAAGAAACGGAUGCAGUGUUUGAUGACUUUCAUAAGUGGAAACAGACCAAAAUGGAGCAAUUCAAAUGCGUCAGAAAUGAUACUGACAAUUCUCUUGGAGCUCUGUCAUCUUGGUUUUGUAGCAUUAAGGAGUUUUUUGACUUGUCAUCUGAGAUCUCAUUAGAAUCUUCUGAAGUCGUCUGCAAUAUUGAUGAAUUAUUGGACCAAGUGGAGUGCCAUGUAUCCAAGGAACUGGAUGUCUCUUUGAUGGAACAUGACGAAGCAGACAGGCAAAUUAUAAUACAUGCCUACAACAGGGUUGUACAAUGUAUUCAUGAGGAGCUUCAACUAAUCUCUCUUGUGGUGUCUAAGUAUUCAACUAGUGCUGAAUUCAAAAAAAGCAUUGUUGAAUGGAUUGAUCGCAGUCCGAAUAUCAAUCAACUGAUGUCAGUAAAGAAGACCAUCAAAGGAUUAAAAUCUCAGCUCCGGUGGAAGCUAGUUGAAAGAAGUAAUAUGGAAGAUACUGAUGAAAGCAAUGAAACCAUUCUAGCAGAACUAAAGGAAGAAAUCAGAACACUGAGGAACACAAUUUUCUCUGAAAUAUUGAGAGAACAAGAAGAAUAUAGGACUCUUGGCAGUUUGGUCCUGAAGUGGUUUCCUGAACUUCCUUUAAUUCAUCCUGAAGCAGGGAUAUUAAACUAUAUGAAUUCUGGAGGUCUUUUGUUUGGUUCUAUAGAGCGAGACCUUUUUGAUGCAGAACCAAUGAAGGAACUUAGUAGCAAGCGUCCACUAGUACGUGCAGAAAUUGAAAAUAGAAUGGUCUUGUUGAAGGGUUAUUCUGUUGGUGUGGACACAGAAGAAAAAGUGGUUGAAAGAGCUGCUAAAUAUCAUCAAGUAUGGUCUAGUUUGAAAGAUGAUUCUGGAUUAAUGGAACUGAUCUGCCUCUUUUUCUGCAAGGCUGACCCAGUUGUAUACCUGAUUGUUCCAUUUUAUCCGGAAGAGUCUCUGAGUGCUGUACAAGAAAAAAAUACUUUGAUGUCUCAUGAAAUACUGAAAGUGAUGAGCGGAGUUGCACAAGGAUUGCAGAUUCUGCAUGCUGCUGGUAUCAUAGUUGGGGCCCUGCAUAGGAAUAACGUAUUUGCUCUUAAUCGGGAGAAAGGAAUAAUUGGAGACUUUGACUUUACCAGGGAUGCAAAUCAGCGUAGUUCCAUAACCAUGGUUGGGUUCCCUCACAUUACUGCCCCUGAGUUAAAACUCGGACACGCUGCUACAGAAGCCUCAGAUAUGUAUGCCUAUGGUUGCCUCUUCUUGUGGCUUUGUUUAGGAAACAAUAACAUUACAAUGAAACAAGAUGGAUCGCCUGAUUUAAGUCAGCUUACCUUAGAUCCUAAAGUGAAAAGUCUAUUGUCUGGUCUUCUUUGUUGUGGAGAUCGCCUUUGUGCAGAAGAAGUCAAAGCCCAUGAAUGUUUUCAAGCAGGCUCUGUUUUGUAUUCUAGUACUUCUGAUGAGGCAGCUGAAAAUACCCCAGCAGAUUUUGCUUAAGUAUUACACACGUUCAAGCAAACCCUUACAAAAAAUUGCUCUUUAGCUUUUCAUUUUUGUUAGAUGGAUUCUCACAUUCUCUGUUCUUUUAGAAUUUAAGCCUGCCUAGUAAAUCAAUAUUCUCCAAAUUUUCUUCUACUUGUAACUUGCAAUGUAUUAGUAUUUUUUCAGUAUUUUCAAGUUUGCUUAGUUUAAGCAUAUAUUGUUUGUAUUUAAGUUAUUCAGCUAUUAUUGGGCAGACCUACUUGUGUCUUUCUUCAUUGUUUUCUGUUCCUUAAGAGAAGAUCACAUUUCCCAUUAUUGCUUAUGUUUGUUGCAAAAUGCAAAUGAUGUGUGAACUGGUAACGACAUAUUGUGUAUGGGGUGGUAUACACAAAUUUAAUUAAAGGACAUUUCUAAGUUUAAA
Molecule: messenger RNA, 3581 nt
Organism: Xenopus laevis (African clawed frog)
Lineage: Eukaryota; Metazoa; Chordata; Amphibia; Anura; Pipidae
Gene: stk31.S
Product: serine/threonine kinase 31 S homeolog
Exons: 23
Coding region: 329-3175 (948 amino acids)
Molecular function (GO): ATP binding
Source: RefSeq, a predicted model, not a curated record